Molecule: messenger RNA, 1992 nt
Organism: Mizuhopecten yessoensis (Yesso scallop)
Lineage: Eukaryota; Metazoa; Mollusca; Bivalvia; Pectinida; Pectinidae
Product: zinc finger protein 830-like
Exons: 9
Coding region: 4-960 (318 amino acids)
Biological process (GO): nuclear DNA replication; mitotic DNA replication checkpoint signaling; mitotic DNA damage checkpoint signaling
Cellular component (GO): spliceosomal complex; nucleus
Molecular function (GO): nucleic acid binding; zinc ion binding
Source: RefSeq, a predicted model, not a curated record
AAUAUGGCGACGUCCAAGAAGAAGAAGAAAGUUGUUUCCAAAGAUGAUUUGAGACGUUUGAUGAAAGAGAAAAAGGCAACCGUUGCUACAACUAAACGCAUAGAGCACCAAUUUGCCAAGUAUAACAGUGUCGACCAGCUUGUGUGUGUAAUUUGUAAUACAGUAAUUAAAAGUGGACAAUUGUGGCCAUCACAUCUACAGAGCAGACAGCAUAAAGAGAAAUUAACUCAAGUGAAGCCAGCUGUGGACACUUUUACCACUGGUGUGAAGAGGGGUCUCCCACAGCAGUCAAACAGUCAUGAAGAUUCUAAAAGACUUAGAGGAAAUGGUCAAUCAGCCAAAUCUUCAACAAAUUCGGGGCUACCAUCAGAUUUCUUUGACAAUAAAUCUCAAGAUAAAGCAAGUAUGCCCACAACGAAACGUGCAGGCCUGGCAUCCUACUCAUCGUCUUCCUCUGAAGAUGAAGCUGAGGUGACACCCAAACUCAGCACUGCCACUGUGUCCAGUGUGCCAGGUCUUCCUGCAGAUUUUUUUAAUACAAGUACAAGCAGUAAGCAGGAAGAAAUAGAAAAACCCAAGACAGAAUCAAUGGCUGAUGUGUUACCAGAGGGAUUUUUUGACGACCCAAAGACUGAUGCAAAGGUCCGUAAAGUCGAGUAUAAAGACAAGAUGGAUGAGGAAUGGGAGAUGUUUCGGCGGGCCAUGAAAGAAGAAAAUCAUGUAUCAGAAGCCAUUAUGGAUGAAGAGGAUGAACAAGCAAAUGUUGACAGAAAUAUUGAUGAAAUAGAUGACCAAAUGAAUCGUUGGAAUGAAAUCAACAAACUCCAAAUAAAAAAGGAGGAGAUAAUGUCGAAUCAGGGAUCCAAGGAUGUGGCAUCAAAGUCUGAUAGUGAUGAGGAUGCAGAGGACCAGGAACUUCAGGAGUUUAUGGACUGGCGCUCAAAAAAGUCUUGGAAAUGAGGAAUUUGAAUUACAAAUCUCAAUAACAAAUUACGUUAGUAUUAAUGGUUGAAUACAUUGUUAAGUGCUAUAAACCAUAAUACUGGGCCAAGGAAAUGGCAAGAUAUCAACCAUGAUCACAGGAUGUCAUGGUUACAACUGCUGUCAGUUGAUUUAAAUCUUGUGAUGAUGAUGGUAUUUGGCUAUAUGCUUUCAUGUAAACGUUAGACUAUAUAUCGUGAGACUAAAAGUGCAGUGCUAUGCUGCUUCAUUCUGAUUUCAAGAAUUGGUCACUGGAAACGCCUGAUAAGAUUUCUUGCUUAAAUUUACCGAUACAUUGUCUAUUGCACAAAUGAACCAAAAUCCAUAUAUUAGACCAUUCUAAUAGAACAGACAGGACAGUUGUUACUGUAUUGUCUACUUUUGGGACCAGUAUUACAAACCUCAAUUCUAGGGAAGAAAAUGUAAGAGCGAGUGUCAACAAUGAUUACAGUAGGACAUUAUAGCUUACAACAGCUAUGAUAGGUUGCUCCAUCAAUCGUGUUUGGAUGUAUGCAUCAUUAGGGUACAAGUGCAGUGCUGCUGGAUUCUGUUUUCAAGAGUUGGUUGCUUAGAGCUCCUAACAAAGUGUUUUAGUUAAAUUUAUGACUAAAAAUGUUUGAGUGUAUGUAUGAAAGAGACAAGCGAUAUGACCAAUAAUGCAUUAUCUCGUGGGACAGAAAUGAUGAGGGUGAUAUUAUUGUCUACUUUUGCCCCACACAGUAGAGAGAAAGAGGAUUGUAUUUUGUUUAAAAAUGUCAACAGGGAGUUGAAUAUAUUAUGUUAAUGAAUAUUGGCUUCAGAAACAGUCCAAUAAAAAUUAUUAAAGAAACUGUUAACUAUCCUUUUUUAUUAAGUCGUCUCCCCAAGGGGCACGUGUGGUUAUGCCAUGAUAUGGUGUCUGUCAUCAACAUUUUAGCCCACAAUAUUUAGAUGGUGGACUAUUCAAAUCACCCUUCGUCUGUGGUACAUCUGUCCUUAAGCAAUUCUUGUAAGCGCUAUUUCUCAGAAAGU